AUGUCUGCACGAUACCAGUCCGAAGAUGUUGACCCAGCGCCACUUGGCAAGCCACUACAUUUCGAGUUCGCCAACAGGACAGCGCCAAAUCGCUUCCUCAAGGCUGCCAUGACUGAGCGUUUAUCGAGUUGGGAUCCCAAGGUUCACGAGAAGCGAGGCGUACCUUCUGACAACCUGAUCAACGUCUACAAGAGAUGGGGCGAAGGUCAGUACGGCGUUAUCCUCACAGGCAAUGUUAUGAUUGCGUACGACCACCUCGAGGCUCCAGGCAACCCUAUCGUUCCACCAGAGGCUAAAGCCGAGCCUGGUGAUGCCCGGUUCGACGCUUUCAAGAAGAUGGCCGAAGUCAGCAAAGCCCACGGCUCACUCGUCGUCGCUCAGGUGUCACAUCCAGGCCGACAGGUCGAACAGCGCAUCCAACCCAACCCUCUCUCAGCAAGCGACAUCCAGCUCGAAGGAGAGAUCAUGGGUUUACGUUUCGCCAAGCCCCACGCAGCCUCCAUCGAUGAGAUCAAGACCUUAAAGAAGCAGUGGGUUCACUCCGCACAGUACCUACAAAAGGCAGGCUACGACGGAAUCCAACUCCACGGCGCCCACGGCUACCUCCUCGCCCAAUUCCUCUCACAAACCACAAACAAGCGAACAGACCAAUACGGCGGCAGCCUAGAGAACCGCGCCCGAAUCAUCACCGAAAUCGCCGACGAGAUCCGCGAGGUCGUCCCAACCUCGACAGGCUUCAUCCUCGGCAUCAAGAUCAACAGCGUCGAGUUUCAGCAAUCAGGCUUCAGCCCCGAAGAAGCCAAAGAACUAGUCUCUCUGCUCGAAACCCACAAAUUCGACUUUGUCGAACUCAGCGGCGGCACAUACGAAUCCCUCGCGUUCCAACACAAGCGCGAAUCGACCGUGAAGCGCGAGUCCUUCUUCAUCGAGUUCGCUGAGCAGAUCACACCUGGCCUCAAGCAUACCAGGAGUUACAUCACUGGCGGCCUCAAGACCGUCGGCGCCAUGAUCCAGGCCCUCAAUGCCGUCGACGGUGUCGGCCUCGCUCGUCCAGCUACACAGGAAUUUAGAUUACCCAAGGAUAUCUUGGAAGGCAGAGUUAAAGGCGCGAUUGAGCAGAAAAUCGACCAGAAUAACUUUGGUCUUACGAAUGUUGCUGCGGGUACUCAAAUACGUCAGGUUGGAAAGGAUCAGGAUCCGAUUGAUUUGAGUAAGCAGGAGAAUGUGGAUGGAUUCAUGAAGGAUAUGGGGACUUGGGGGCAGAAGAUGCAGGAGGAUGCCGCGAGUAUGGGAAUGUAUGGGUACGUUGAUAUUCAGAGUGUGGAGAGUCGGCCGUAUGGUGCGCAGGCUGCUUAA
This is a messenger RNA of Lithohypha guttulata, 1356 nucleotides long. RefSeq lists its product as uncharacterized. Bases 1 to 1356 code for a protein of 451 amino acids. Gene Ontology annotation, molecular function: oxidoreductase activity; FMN binding. Lineage: Eukaryota; Fungi; Ascomycota; Eurotiomycetes; Chaetothyriales; Trichomeriaceae. The record is from RefSeq and is a predicted model, not a curated record. The transcript has a single exon.